This is a messenger RNA of Strongylus vulgaris, 486 nucleotides long. NCBI's taxonomy places the organism in Eukaryota, Metazoa, Nematoda, Chromadorea, Rhabditida, Strongylidae. The record is from the annotation of a GenBank genome assembly.
GUAUCAGCCGCUGUUCCUGGAGAAUCAAGUAUAACUACCUCAGUUGGUUCACUCCUUUACGAUCGUUUCACGAACCCUCAGCGUGCACACAAGUUUUUCAAGGAUGGACCGACACUCACCUACAAGCCAUCUUCAUCGUUUAAUGCUAAUAAGAACAAGUCCUGGUGGGAACUCGAUAUAGUUGGAAGAGCACCAGCAUGGGCAGAUAUGGCGGCGGUGCUCGUUGUUGAUCUCAUUUACCAAGAGAUGAGAGUGCUGGAAAAACAUAGCAAGAUUGAGCCAUUGAAAUGGGCUAUGUGGAGGAUGUACCUUAUAACCAAAUUUGACACUCCUGCGUUUAUUUCGCAUGAAGAGAUGCGAACGAUCUGUACAAAAUGGAGAAAAGAGCAGGCAGCCAUGCGGGAAAAGUCGGCUGCAAACGGUAAAGGAGCCCGGGAUUAUCGUUUCAUGGCUACAGCUAGGGCUUGCGACAUAAUUAGCAAAUAG